Molecule: messenger RNA, 2743 nt
Organism: Calidris pugnax (ruff)
Lineage: Eukaryota; Metazoa; Chordata; Aves; Charadriiformes; Scolopacidae
Product: killer cell lectin-like receptor subfamily F member 1
Exons: 5
Coding region: 1281-1985 (234 amino acids)
Source: RefSeq, a predicted model, not a curated record
UUCUUCUCCUGACCCCAGGGGAUUUUUGUGAUGGAUGGAGGGUCUGGGAGGAGCUGAUGUCCCUGAUGCUGCUGGACCCCAGCAAAGCACAGGGAGAAAAAGAUCUUCCAUAUGUUUCCAUCCAUUUCCUGAGCUGUUGGUGGCCAAAACCCAACGCUCAGCCCUCAAGCGGGUUUGCUGCCUGUUCUUCCAGCCUCGGACAGAGCAUGGCACAAGCAGACUUCUUUUUCACAGCCUGAUUUUCUUGGAAAUUGGGGGAAAAAAAAAUAAAAUGCAACCAGCCCUCAAGGACACUCCCAACCCUCCAUGCAGGGCUUCAUGCACCCCUGCUUUUUUUCACUGAGUGGCAACCAGCAGGUUCUCCCCAUCCCUUGGAGCAUCCCAAGGGCUUGGCUUUGGUGCUUUUUCCCUUCCCCAGGGAAGCACUGGGAGAGGAAUGGAGCUCCCAGCUCAGAGGCUUUGCUUGACAUGGCUUCCCCAGUCAAUCAGGAAAUGUGGUUUGUGGGUUUUCUCGGCUCCGUUGCUCCUCCAGAUGCUUGAAAGGUUUUCUCACUGAUAAGAACCACCUGAGGGGAUUUGUCCACUGAAAAAUGGGUGUUAAAAAAGGAGGAAAAGCCCACAGAAGUGCUGUUUCCUCCGCUGUUCCCAGUCUGGGUCCCGUUACAGGUCCUCGAUGGUACUGGGUGCUGCUGGGAGCUGGAUGGGUCGGGAAGGGGGUCCUGGCCGGUGUCAUGGUGUGGCUGCUGCAGCAAUGUGGGACCAGCUCCUGGGAAAAUUCAGCUCCUGGUAACAGCUGCCCCUAAUGGGUGGGAGGGGGAAAAGCUGCCACCACAUCCCCCAUGGACACUGAUUUCUACAUUUUUAGAGCCUCUCCUCAUACAGGUCCCUCUCUCCACCCUGGUCAUAAAUGGUUUGGAUGGGAAGGAAUCUUAAAGACCAUCUCGUUCUGCCCCUCCUGCCUCUUCUCCAGGCUGAACACACCCAACUGUCUCAGCCCGUCCUCACGGCAGAGGGGAUCCAGCCCUUGGAGCACCUCUGUGGCCUCCUCUGGUCCUGCUCCAACAGGUCCAUGUCCUUCUGAUGGCCCCAGAGUGGAGCAGAGGGGCAGAAUCCACCCCCCCUCACCCUGCUAGGGAUGCAGCCCAGGUUGCCAGUGGUCUUUUGAGUACCAGUGCACAUUGCCUGCUUAUGUUGAGCUUCUCGUCCACAAACACCCCCAAGUCCCUCUUCUCAGGGCUGCUCUCCAGCCAUUCUCCACCCAGCCUGGAUUUGUGCUUGGGAUGGAGCUUGAAAGACCCCACAGGUCCCCCCUAAAGACUCCUGUCCCCAGGCAGCACCUUGUUCCAUCCCCAAGGGUGAUUUGCCCCAGGGUUUCACCCUCUGCUCUCACCACGAUACUGUGGGUCAAACCCACCCCCAUUUCAGGUGGAAAUGGCCCCAUCCUGAGGCAGGACACAGCCCCGUGCUCCUGGAAAACCUGCCUGCCUGACCCCGGGCCAUGGGAUGUCCUGGAAAUCAAAUGCUCCCUCCAUUGCUUCCAGCACCAGCUCCGACAGCGACUCUGCCAGCUGGGAAACCACUCCACAGCAGGCCCCAGGGCUUGCCAGCUCUGUCCCACGGGCUGGCAGCCCUUCGCAGCCAAGUGCUACUGGGUUUCCACCAAAACCGAAGCCUGGAAGAUGGCGGCGGAAAACUGUCAGCACAAGGGAGCUCAACUGGUCAUACUGGAGAGCCUGGAGGAGAAGGCUUUCAUCGAGGGGAUGAUGGGAAACACCUCCAGGGCCUGGAUGGGACUGAGGAAACACCAGGGGAGAGAGACUGAGUGGACAUGGGAGGACGGGUCCCCUUUACAGAAAACCUUGUCUCCGGUGCUGGGUCCCAAGGAAGAAAACGCUUGUGGGGCAAUCAGAAAGGGUCAGCUGAACUCCCACAUCUGCAGCCUCCCCUUGCACUGGAUUUGCCAGAGAGAAGCCACUGAGAUUUAAGGGCAGAGGGAAAGACCACGAGGCUUUCAACGGGAUAAAUCACAGAAUCACAGAACGAUAGAGGGUUGGAAGGGAUCUCUGGAGAUCAUCCCGUCCAACCCCCACACUCAGCGCUGAGCAAUUCUCCAAGAUCAUACAAUGGUUUGGGGACCUUAAAGAUCAUCCAGUCAUCCCCAUCCUGCCCUGGGCAGGGACGUCUCCCACCAGACCAGGUUGUUCAAAGCCCCAUCCAACCUGGCCUUGAACCCCUCCAGGGAUGGGGCAGCCACAGUUUCCCUUGGGCAACCUAGGCCAAGCUCUCACCACCCUCACAGCAAAGAAGUUCUUCUUGAGGUCUCAUCUUAAUCUCCCCUCUUUCAGUUUAAAUCCAUUCCCCCCUUCCUACUGAUCCCCUUUCUAGAUCCGGGGGAGAAUCAACCCUAUCCCCACCGGAACCAGGACACCCAGGAAGAAUUAUUUUCCAGCUUCCCAGCCCUUGAGGCUUCCCCACCUCAAAGUUCCAGUUCCCUCAUUCAAAACAAGCGUUUCAAAAGCCAAACACAAGGCCAAACUCUCAGGGCCCCCCUAAUCCUCAUCCCCCACAGAAGCCCCAGAAGCAGCUCGAGGUGGUGGUGGCAAACCCAACAUGCACAGUGUCUUGGACUUGCAGCCAUCCCCAUGUCCCCAUGUCCCCUGUCCCCCUCCUCCACUCAGCAAAUGGGUGUUUGCCCUCCCUGGGCACUGCCUCAGGGUGAGCUCACUCGCCAGGGGUGGGUUGU